CUUAGAUGUGCAAGCGUUGGUUAUGAUAACUAGUGCAACAUCUGCUAAAAUGCAGAGCUGAUGGACAGUCAAGAAUAUUCUGUCAUUUCCAUUUUUCUAAUUCUUAAGCAAACAAGUUCUUAUUGCACGAAUUUGAAGAAUAACAGCUCGCAAGCUGCGAUAGCUGGUUGUUAGCCAGCUCGUGUGAUAUUGUUGAACUGAGACGUUUGGAAGCUUUCACCACGGCCUAAACUGUUUGUCGUGAGCAGAUUGCAAGCUGAUAGCUUCUUCAGUGAUCAGCAGUGCUCCCCAAGAGGGGCAAACACUUGGGCAGCUCAUGACUUCAGACCAGGAAGGGAAAGUUAUAGCUGAGCCACAGGUGCGGCAAGCUCAGGAAACAAAGGAGGAAGAGAGUUCCCUUUUGGAAUCCACAAAAGUGUUUCAUCUUAAUCCCAAUGCUAAAGCAUGGGACAGUCACAUGCUAACUUCUGGUCCUGCGGGUGCCGAUUCUUCCCAGACGUGGCCGAAACCUGCCAGUGACCCGAUAAGCACUGUCUUAGCAGGCUGUGAUGAUAAAACAAAAUGGAAUGAAGAUCAGCAGGUAUCCAUCUCAGUAGUGCAUCCUCCAACAGGGCAACAAGAACCAGUCACGGCCGGAAACACAGUUGCUGAUGUGCAGUGUCCAGAACAAGCAGAUACAGGCUUCAUGUCCAAGCAGGAGACCAGUAUGAAAGAUAACGGGCGCCGUGAGUCAGGCUCCUCUAAGCAGCUUGAAGACCUUCGAGAACAGCUGAAGGCAGCACUGGAGUUCUGCCUCUCCCGGGAGAAUCUUGCUAAUGACAUGUACCUCAUCUCUCAAAUGGACAGCGACCAGUAUGUACCAAUAGUAACAGUGGCAAACCUUGACCAAAUUAAGAAGCUUAGCACUGAUAUGGACCUCAUUGUGGACAUUCUAAAGAGUCUGCCUCUGGUCCAAGUGGACAAAUGUGGAGAGAAAGUGCGCCCAAACCAGAACCGUUGCAUUGUUAUCCUCAGAGAAAUUCCAGAGUCAACGCCUUUGGAGGAGGUUGAAGCACUCUUUAAGAACGAAAACUUACCGAAGUUUGUCAACUGUGAGUUUGCCUACAAUGACAACUGGUUCAUCACUUUUGAAUCAGAGGCUGAUGCUCAGUUGGCAUAUCAGUACCUCAGAGAAGAAGUGAAGACUUUCCAAGGGAAGCCCAUAAAGGCAAGGAUAAAGGCCAAGGCUAUUGCUGUUAACACGUAUGCACCAAAGAACGGGUAUCGACCCUUGGAUGUGUCGCCCAGCGUCCAACAGCGUUACACGUCUUACUAUGUACCUCCUGUAUAUGGAGCACAGCAACAGUUUCCUCCUCUCUUCAGACUGGUGUCCCCUCAGGGCUGGUCCACCACUCAGCCCUACUUGGAUCCCAGCUUGGUUACUCCAUUUCCCAACCCUGGUUUCAUAAAUGGCUUUGCUGGUUCUUCCAGCUUCAAAGCGGCUACCUCCCCACUAACUGUCAGACAGUAUCCUCCGAGAAACAGGAAUCACAAUAAAACCAAUAUCAGACCUACAGCACCAGCUGCAGACUGUGGUGUAGGGCUUUUGGACAGCCCAGCGACUUUUACUGGCUUUUCUUCAGAGCGCAUCCCUAACGGGUCACGUGCUUCACAGCCACAUCACUUAGGCCAAAGCCGGCCACGGGUGCCGAGUGGCUCUGGUUAUAAUCGGAGAGAGCCCGUAGGGAGCGGGCGAAUGGAGCUCAAUGGGGCUGAUUACUUGCCCAAUACUGGCCGGGGAAGAAAAAAUGGCUAUGGCUACAGAAAGAGGAGAGAUGAAAAGGUCACAAAAACGUCCACACAGUCACCCCCUCCAGCUCAAGAGCGUGCACCGUCCCCCAGCUUCGAGCUGGGUCUGUCCAGCUUUCCUCCUCUGCCUGGAGCUGCCGGCAACCUGAAACCUGACACCAAGACCGAAAACAAUCCCGAGAACCGACUGUCUGCCAUCGUUUCGAGAAUCUCUAAGGACAAGACUCUAAAUAAGGAUGCGGUUACCAGCCGUGUGACCUCAGGGACCCACAAAGAAUCGGUGCAGGCUGUUACUGCUCCUACUGCUCCGACUGCUCCUCCUGCUCCUACUGCUCUGCCCACAGCAGACAAGAGGACCCCACCCUCGCCAGCCCACUGCAGAGCCAGGCCAAAGGCACAAGAGGAUAAACCUAAAGACGCACCAGUACUCUCUGAAAAUCGUCCAGUCGCCAACUCCACUAAACCUGCUGCUGUCGCUCAGCAGAGCUGUGCCACCUCGGAGCCCCGAAAGCCCAGCUAUGCAGAGAUCUGCCAGAGGACAAGAGAGGCACCGACGCAGCAACCCCCAGUUGAGCCCAAGCCAACCAACUCCUCUGUAGAAGACGUGAAAUCUGCUGACUGUAUAGAGCCCAAAAACAGGGAAACACAACCCACACCAGCCAAACCUUUGACAGCUCGUACCCGAGAGGCCUGGAAGUCUCAUCAGGGAGUGGGAGAUCGACCGAGCAGUGAUACCACGACAUCAUCACACCAAUCCUGAAGUCUUAACAGUAAUCACUGCGAUGAAUGAACAGAAACAAGUACUGGGUGCAUCAGGGCUGCUCAAUAGAAGCCUGUGUGUCACUGUCCUCUGUGUAAGUGCACAUUUUGACAGCUUGUCACUGGAAUCAGGACCUACAGACUUGUUCUGCAGAAGGGUUCUCUGUAUUCUUAGUUUUAAUUUGGUUCUGUUUUCAAGUACAAGGUUUUUGU
Chanos chanos (milkfish) is the source of this 2760-nucleotide messenger RNA. It is a transcript of the gene larp4b, whose product is annotated as La ribonucleoprotein 4B. Lineage: Eukaryota; Metazoa; Chordata; Actinopteri; Gonorynchiformes; Chanidae. The record is from RefSeq and is a predicted model, not a curated record. Bases 317 to 2548 code for a protein of 743 amino acids. The transcript is spliced from 18 exons. Gene Ontology annotation, molecular function: mRNA 3'-UTR binding. Gene Ontology annotation, biological process: positive regulation of translation. Gene Ontology annotation, cellular component: cytosol; cytoplasmic stress granule.